Messenger RNA from Rhopalosiphum padi (bird cherry-oat aphid), 1609 nucleotides. RefSeq names its product galectin-9. The transcript has 6 exons. NCBI's taxonomy places the organism in Eukaryota, Metazoa, Arthropoda, Insecta, Hemiptera, Aphididae. Bases 310 to 1308 code for a protein of 332 amino acids. The record is from RefSeq and is a predicted model, not a curated record. Gene Ontology annotation, molecular function: carbohydrate binding; galactoside binding.
ACAAAAAUCUUUUAUCAUCACAAGUCACACAACUAUACACAAGUUCGCGAACGCGAAGUCGCAACAUUCGGCCGUGAAUGGUGAGUCAUUACUUACCAUAUAGACUUAAUAUUACAGUGACUAGUCACCAUAGUUGAUCGUAGCCGAUCUCUACGCUCGACCGUUCGCCGUGUGCUAUAUAAGCUGGAUGAUUCAUUUCUGACGACGCACUGUUUGCAGUACUUCUCGCAACCAAAGUUCUAGAUCUCGUCCAAAGUCGAAUCAUUCGAGUUUUCUGUUCACGUCGUCGUUUCGUUCAUUCCCGUCGAUAUGGCUCAAGCUCCAUUCCUCAAUCCGACUCUUCCGUUUAUCGGACCAAUCCAAAACGGUUUGAAACAAGGAACGUUGCUCAGCUUCCAUGGUACAUCAUUCCCGUCUUCAAACAGGGUCUGCAUAAAUUUACAAAUAGGUCCGAGUGUUGCUCCUCGAGAUGCUGUUGCCCUGUUUGUCGCUUUAGACUUCAACCGCAACUUGAUUGUCAGAAAUUCUAUUCAAGCACAAAAUUGGGGCGUAGAGGAAACUCACGGUCCACCUGUAGCUCUCAUUCGAGGCCAGCCGUUCAAAUUGGAUAUAUUGUGCGAUGCUUAUGAUUAUAAAAUUGCAUUCAAUGGAUCCCACUACGCAGAAAUGAAACACAGGAUACCUUUUCAAAGUGUGUUUUAUUUAGCUAUUGACGGAGAAGCACAAUUACAGAGUAUACAUAUAAAUUCUGCUGGAAGUACACAGUUUGGUGGUCCGUCAAUGCCAAUGCCUGGUAAUCCACCUGGGUAUAUGUCAAUGCCUGGACAAAUGCCUAUGCCUGGACAGAUGCCUAUGCCUGGACAGAUGCCUAUGCCUGGACAGAUGCCUAUGCCUGGUAGCUAUGCGCCUGGACAUAUACCGUCAGCAGGUCAUAUGCAUAUGCCUGGAGCACCACCUGGAACUGUUCCGCCUUAUGCUUCUGGUUAUAGUGCCUAUCCUGGUCAAACACAUAAUUCACCUUAUUUACAGAAACACACAAGUUCACCGAUUAAAAAUGCUAUCAAUCAAGGAUUAACUAAUUAUGCUCUAACUGGACAUAUUAGCCCUCGUAAGGCAGCAAAAGUUCAAAGAAAACAAGCCAAAAAAGCUCUGAAAUAUGGUAUCCCUGUAGCUGGAGUUGCUGGAGCUGGCGUUGGUGCUUAUGCUAUGCACAAAGCUCAUAAGCAUAAAGGGUAUAAACAUAAAAAGGGUUCAAAGUCAUCAAGCAGUAGCAGUAGUAGCAGUAGCAGCAGCAGCAGCAGUGAUUGAAUGAAUGUUAAUUACAUAUUUUAAAGUUGCUGGUUAACAAUUUUAUUGCUUUAAUAUGAUGUUUUAACUGAACAUCUGCGUAACAAUUAUAGUAUUAUUUUUAUAUUACUCGGCAUGAUGAGAUCUAAUAUGUGUUUUAAUUUAAUUUAAUUUGUAUUUAUCAUUUGAAACAUAUAUUUUGGUUUCUACUUAUUGUUAUUGUUGUAUGGCUCUGAUAAAAUGUAAUGUUGUGUUGUUAAAUUAAUUUUGUAAUCUUGUGUAAAGCUAAUUUAUUUUGUUAUAUUAAAUUAAUAAUUACAAA